CUGCGCGUUUUGGAGGCGCAAAGCCCUCGGAGGAGCGGCGGCAGAGAUGGAGUGCGUCCGGCUUUUGAGACAGAGGCUGCGGCCUGGCCUGCACGGUUUCUUUGGCAGGCGGCUUUGCUGCAGCUGCAGCCGCCGCUACGGUCCGCUCCUGGGAGGGAGCUGGUGGCGCUGUCCAAGUGGGGCGCCGCUGGGGUGCGGAUCCGAAAAAUGCCGGUGGCGCCGAAGUGGUGGACAGACCUUAAUUUGCGCAUAUGCUCUUUCUCAGCACAGCAGCACAGAGGUGACUCAGGCUACUUUAGCCAGUGUGGCACCAGUAUUUUCAGUGAUGAAAUUUGAUAAAGAAGGCAAUGUUACCUCCUAUGAAAGAAAGAAAACAGAAUUGUAUCAGGAACUAAGUCUUCAAGCACGAGAUCUACGGUUUCAACAUCAAGUAAAUAUAACACCCAGGAAUAACAAGAUUAUUAUGAGAAUGGAGUUUUUGAAGGCUGUGAUAACACCAGAGUAUCUUCUAAUCCUAGACUAUCGCAAUACAAAUCUGGAAAAAUGGCUGUUCCAAGAACUGGCAUCUCAGCUAGCUGGAGAAGGUCAACUAGUUACAUAUUCUUUGCCUUUUGAAUUCAGAGCUAUAGAAGCAAUGCUGCAGUACUGGAUCAGCUACCUGAGUGGCAAACUUAGCCAUCUGCAGCCUCAAAUUCUUGAAACUCUGGAUGCUUUAGUGGAUCCUAAGCUUUUGUCCCUGGAUAGGAGUAAAGUCCAUAUUUUACUGCAAAAUGGAAAGAGUUUGUCUGAAUUAGAAACUGACCUUAAAGUUUUCAAAGAGACGAUAUUGGAAAUCCUAGAUGACAAAGAAGUCAUGGAAGAACUGUGUCUAACUAAAUGGACAGACCCAGAAGUAUUUGAGGCAAGUCUUUCUGGAAUUGACCAUGUGGAGGAGAUGGAACUGCUGUUGGAAAAUUACUAUAGGCAGGCAGAAGAUCUUAUGAAUGAAACCCGGGAACUUAAAAUACUGAUUGAUGAUUCUGAAAGUAUCAUCUUUAUCAACUUAGACAGCCACCGUAAUGUUAUGAUGAGGUUGAACUUGCAGCUGACCAUGGGUACUUUUUCAAUCUCGCUUUUUGGAUUGAUAGGAGUAGCAUUUGGUAUGAAUUUGGAAUCAUCAUUUGAAGAGAACCAUGGAAUGUUUUGGCUGGUGACAGGAAUUAUGUUCCUAGGCAGUGGCUUAAUUUGGCGGCGCCUGCUUACAUUUCUUGGGCGGCAUCUAGAACCGUCAAUGCUUCCACCAAUGCCGGCUUUAUUGAAAAAAACGCAGUCAGCCAAUGGAAAAGUAGAGUUUAAGAAUGUUUUCAAAACAGAAACCUUUGAAUCAAGCAGAAGUACAAUGACCAGCCAAUGACAGGAAUACUCCAGGAUAACUUGAACUUGAGACUAUCAUCCUGGAUUUACUUUUUCCAAAAAAUGUAGCAGCCUUUACCAUUUGACUGUGUUAUAUCCCAAAAAUAAGAAGUUAAAAAUCUUCAGUUCUUGAGGGAAGACUUCAGAGUUUUGAAUACCCCAGUAGAAAAUUUAAAUCAUGUAAAUGUUAAAAACAUCCCCUUUUUUCCUUUAACUAAUGCCUUCUGUGGGAAUUCUGGUAAAGUUUAACUUUUUGCCAAUAUAAGAAAACCGUGUCCUCCCUAAUAAUAGUGUCACACAUGUUCCUUCAUAGGUAUAGUUCAUAAAAGGCAAAAAAUAUUGUCUAAAUUAUUUCUAAAGAGAGAGAUAUAUUUAUGUAAAAAUAGUGUUAUCUCUGAUAACAAAUUCUUUUUUGAACACAAUAUACUGUUAUGUUAAUUUUAUGUUCUAUUGUUUAGAUUCAGAAUUUUGUAAAGAUACUGCUUUAUUGCUAUUUCUUCAAGUUACUGGAUUCCAAAAGUUUUAUAUUCCUGUCAUAAUUACCAAAAAUAGAGUUACUAGUACUGUUUUAGGAGAAAGCUCCCCCUUUUAAAGGAGGCUUCGUUUGUGAAGUUCGUGGAACCUCCUUAAAAAGGAGCGUAUGAGAAAAGUACUACUUGCUUGUAGAAGGUUGCCAUGAGGCAGGCAGCCUUUGUCAGAAAGCUGAGGUUCACAUUGCAUCACAUCAGCCGGGCUCUUCUGCAAAAACAGAAAGGUAAUUUGGGUGCUGCUGAACCCUGGAGAAGAGAGAGGAGCAGGCCGAGUCCUGCAAGUCCCUUGGGUGGCCAGAUGGGAAGUAGGCCUUGGCUUACAGGCUGAAAUUGCCGUAUCACUUCUACAGACCAUCUUUAGGCUCCUUUGCAUAGCUUCAAAGAGCCACUUGGAAGCAGGCCGAUGCCUGGAGAAAUUCCAAGGGUCAGGCCCUUGGGUGGCUGGAUGGGAAGUAGGCCUCGGCCUAGAGCAAAGAUGGGCAAUUAAUUUUCCCAAAGGAUCACGUGAGAAACGGACUCUUGUGGAGAGGUGUUGCUGUACCUGUCAACACCGUUGCUGCCACUGCCCCAACACCACCGCCACACUGAUAACUUUUCCCCAACGUGGGGCAGAUGGGUUGUAAAUUGCCCAUGUCUGGCCUAGAGACUGUAACUGCCUGGAUGUGCCAGUCACUUCUGACCAGUGUUAGGCUCCCUUGCAUGGCUGAAUAAGCCAGCUUGGAAGCAUGUAAUGGCCUACAGGAAUAUUGAGGGGAAGGGAGCAGAGUACUGAGUGCCUCAGGGGUGAGGGAGGCCCUGCUAGGCCUGUGGUAGGUGGCCCUGGGCCUAUGUUAGGCCACCAAGCGCUUUCCAGAUUCCUGGGGCACCCCAUGCUCCUCUUAACAACCUGCACAUUCAUUUAAUGAUUGCGUUGGGGAGAGCAGUAAUAGGGUUUGUUAAGUGAGACACUCAGUGGUUGUCAUGACAUGCCACCAUGAUGGGCAGGUUCCAUUAUGGUAGUAAGUCAAGAGUUACCUGAACUUUUAUCUCAGUGUAGCAUCAGACUCAUGACAGUAAUUGUAAAAUGAAGUCAGAGCUAUGACUUUAUUCAGAGUGGUUCCAAAA
This is a messenger RNA of Pseudonaja textilis, 3026 nucleotides long. It is a transcript of the gene MRS2, whose product is annotated as magnesium transporter MRS2. Gene Ontology annotation, molecular function: magnesium ion transmembrane transporter activity. NCBI's taxonomy places the organism in Eukaryota, Metazoa, Chordata, Lepidosauria, Squamata, Elapidae. Gene Ontology annotation, biological process: mitochondrial magnesium ion transmembrane transport. Gene Ontology annotation, cellular component: mitochondrial inner membrane. The record is from RefSeq and is a predicted model, not a curated record.